Struthio camelus australis is the source of this 2686-nucleotide messenger RNA. The record is from RefSeq and is a predicted model, not a curated record. NCBI's taxonomy places the organism in Eukaryota, Metazoa, Chordata, Aves, Struthioniformes, Struthionidae.
CAACUCUUCCUCCUUCCCCGUGGCUUUUUCUUUUCCCAAUGAGCUCCAGCGGGUUGGGGGAGGAGCGGGGAAAGGAGCAAACUUUGCCCCUGAGCUGCAGCCGCUGCCAGCCCUCUGGACUGUGAGUGCGUGCGGUGGGCAUCCGUCCUCCCUGCGGCACCAGCCUGCUCUCCGCCUGCUGCUGCCUCUCCCUCUCCCUGCUUUCCUCCUCUAAAUUUCGCACAGUACGAUGUAGUGGGCUUGUCGUUAUUUUUUAUUUAUUUCUCGCCGAAGAUGGUUUAAUUUUUUAAUAUUGCUAUUAUUUAUUAACCCUUCCCACCCGUAAACCUGCCCAGCCUUCUGCCAGCUGGGCCAGAGCGUAAAGCCUGGGACUGCACCUGGGGCAAUGAGCCCUGCACUGAAGAAGCCUCCUAGAGGGAUGUGCCGGGGCCACGCAACAGACUAGAUCCAAGCCCCGAAGCCUACAACACCAGUUAUCCCCUUCUCCCUCGCCCCCUUCGCCCGCCUUUUCUACGCUCCCAGCCCCUUGAACACCUCGGAUCAGUGCCUGCGCUGCGCUCCGGAGAGCUUUGCCGGGGUGGAAAGCCCGGAGCCGCCGAGCGACGGGGCGGCCGUGCUAGAUGCAUGGGGGAGGGCUCCGGUUAAUGCAAGUCCUGGGCUCCUGCAGGGACCCCGACAACUGUCAGCAGCAGCAGCUACUCGGGGCCUCCUCCUCUGCUUCCUCAGCGAUGCUUUUCCACAGUUUGUCCGGCUCGGAGAUGCAUGGGGUCAUCGACGAGAUGGAUCGGAGAGCCAAAAGCGAAGCGCCAGCCAUCAGCUCGGCUAUAGACAGGGGAGAGACCGAAACGGUAGGAGGCGAAGGAGUGGGAGAGUCAUUCAACCCCCUAAACUUAAUGAACCCCUCAAAGAUUUCCCUUAAAAUAGCAGAUCGGGGGGAAACCUAUGCAAAUACUAAAUCAGAAUCAAAUUUAAGCAUAAAGGUACCCCAAAAGAUUAAAUUAAAACAUGGGGCAAGGCAUGAAACUCAUCUUUUCUGCUUGUUCUGGGACUGGCAAAUCCACAAAACAAUUCUUGGGUCUCAUUCGGACGUCUUCCUUAAGCCCCAGGUUGUUUUUCUUCUUGUUUCACCUCCUUCCCCAAAUCCUGGCUCGUCUCUCGGGAUGGGGGGAUGCCGCCGGCUGCGGGACCCUGGGGAUCCCGUUGCCGGCGCAGGAGCCCCUCUCCCCCGCCGCCUUCCGGGCGGCCCCGGCGGAGGCGGGAUGCGCCUCUCACCGUCUCCUCUGGCCGUUCUGUUUUGCAGGAGGUUUUCGGUGCAGAGAUGUGCGAGAUGUCACCUGGGGAUUUCUGCCUCCGAAAUGGUCAUGAGGGCCAGGGAUUUGGUAUAUCACCUAAAUUGCUUUACUUGCACCACUUGCAACAAGAUGCUGACCACCGGCGACCACUUUGGCAUGAAAGACAAUCUGGUGUAUUGCCGCCUCCAUUUCGAGACUCUCAUCCAGGGGGAGUACCAGGUGCAUUUCAAUCACUCGGAUGUAGCCGCUGGGAAGGGCCCAGCACUGGGAGCGGGCUCUGCCAAUACUUUGGGACUGCCUUAUUACAACGGCGUGGGGACUGUCCAGAAGGGGAGACCCAGGAAAAGGAAGAGCCCAGGGCCUGGGGCAGAUCUGGCAGCCUACAAUGCAGCUUUAAGUUGCAAUGAAAACGAUGGUGACCACCUGGAUAGAGACCAGCAAUACCCCAGCAAUCAAAAAACAAAGCGUAUGAGGACAUCAUUCAAACACCACCAGUUGCGGACAAUGAAGUCAUACUUUGCUAUUAACCACAAUCCUGAUGCCAAGGACUUGAAACAGCUAGCUCAGAAAACCGGCCUGACCAAAAGAGUUCUUCAGGUUUGGUUUCAAAAUGCUCGAGCCAAAUUCAGACGGAACCUCUUACGUCAAGAAAACACAGGGGUGGAUAAGACUUCAGAUUCAACACUCCAAGCAGGGACCCCAUCAGGUCCUGCCUCAGAAAUAUCCAAUGCCUCCAUGAGUCCAUCCAGCACUCCCACUACCUUAACGGACUUGACUAAUCCUACUAUGCCUACUGUGACAUCUGUCUUGACGUCAGUGCCCGGAAGUCUUGAGGUUCAUGAAUCUCGAAGUCCUUCACAGACAACUCUUACAAAUCUUUUCUGAUGACUCUUUCUCAAUAAUUUCUUUAAAAAAGAAAUUAUUUUUAGUUGAAAUUCCAAGUGUAUUUUAAUAGAGGCUUUGAGCAACUGACUAACCACAAUUAGGAUCUCUCCUAAAAACAGAAGGAAAUGUAGUGUUCUGGUGUUAUGGAGUAUGGACUGAAGAAUAACUUGGAAGAUCUAUUGCAACACAACAUUUGUGUAACUGUACAGUUUUGUGGACUGAGCAAGGGAAACAGCAAUUAAUUUAAGUUGGCUAAAGCUUCUGUAUUUUCAAAGACUGCCAUGUGCCUUAUAUACUGUUUUAUCUACAUACUUUGGAUUCCAUGUCCAUUUCUCUCUUUUUCUCUCUGUAUAUUUAUGACCAAGGCAAAAAUGUUAAGAGUUUGUUACUUUGAAUAGUCCUAAGCCUUUCAUUGGUUGCUUUGUUGUUUUAGAAUUUUGAGGUCAAAGUCUGUUCGAAUGCCAGAAUUUGUAAAAUCUAACCAGUAAUAAAACCACUUACGGAAACUA